This is a messenger RNA of Amoebophrya sp. A120, 1054 nucleotides long. NCBI's taxonomy places the organism in Eukaryota, Dinophyceae, Syndiniales, Amoebophryaceae. The record is from the annotation of a GenBank genome assembly.
AGCUAAAGCUGAGGAAGUAAAGCGAUGCAAUCGUUUUUGUUUUUGCUUGUCAACCUGUACAGCCUUUAGCGAAUAAGAAGAAUAGCAUUCGAAAGGAUGUUCUCGACGUUCACAAGAAGAACCCUGCAGGCCACCCGAGUCCAGUCGCGAGCGCUGGGUAAUACCUGCUUACAAUAGCGGAUCUCAGCAAAGAAAGCCAGAACUAGAAGUGUAAGUACCUCACAGCAAUGAAAAAGAGGGACGAUUUAUUUGGAUGUAUGAAGUAUACCUACAAUUGUUCCUCCGUCCAGGUACUGCGAAGCGGGGUAAGGACAUUCUCGAUGUCACAAGUUCCAUGCAAGCCGCCCAGAGAUUUUUCACGCAUCCGGCAAUGACGUACCUACCUCCAAAUUGCUUGUUGAUUCGGCGCGAGGUGAAAUUGCGAUGCCUGCAUCUUCGUUUGUUUAGUUAGAUUAAUUUCGUUGAGCAACCGCGUUUUUCGGAUUCUCAAUCAUAGGGGAACUUGUCUAUUCCACUGCCUAGGUAUGUGGAGUUCAAGUACCAGUGCGAUGCGGUGCGGCUUUUUGCAUUCGGGGGACUUACGGGGUUGCUGAUGUUGGACUUGAUCGUUCGCCCGCUAAAAAGCAGUUACUUUUCCAUGUGGGGCCCCAGCUGGUGGAUUUCCAAUUGCAUGGGGCUCGUGUGGGCUGAUUCUUGUGACGUCUUCCUGCAGAAAGAGCCUUCGUUUUCCGGUACACCGCCCGCUGACUGUGCCGCCGAUCUGAGUAAACUGAAAUGAGACAUCAAUGUAGAAGCAUCACCAGUAAGAUUUUUUCACACCAUAGUCAAAGCUUUCCUUGUGCCGGGAAAGCACUGCGAGAAUCGUGUUGAUAACACCAAAGCCGUCCCUCUUCCUUGGCGAUAUAGUGAAAAACGAUCGCGAGCGCGACUGCUGUGUGCCGUCUGUUGUACAACUGCUCCACCAGCAGUCUUGUUGGACACCAAGGAGUUUUAUGUAACAAUUUUGACAUGGGCGAACGGAAGGUUCGGCGAUGCAACAUACAGCUGCCAUGGC